AUGGAAGAUCUUAGGCUAUCACCAUUGAGACAAGGUAGCCUUAAGCCUUCACUAUCAGGGAAGUCUACUCCAAGGGGUUCACCUACGUUUAGGAGAGUGAGGACUCCGCGUAGAGAUGGCAAAGGCAGUGUGGGCGCUGUUCAGUGGUUCAGAAGUAACCGGAUGCUUUAUUGGCUACUUUUGAUCACUCUCUGGACGUAUCUUGGGUUCUAUGUUCAGUCCAGAUGGGCUCAUGAUGAUGAUAGCAAAGUUGAGUUCUUGCGGUUUGGAGGCAAACUGAGAGAAGAUGGUUUGCUUGUGGAGCAGAAUAAACGAGUGGUGGAUUCGGUUGCCAAUGAGAAUUCUCAUUCUGUAGUAGAUAAUACCAAUAUAGUCAAGAUAGGUGUAAAUAAGAGGAUGCAUGUAAGUCUGGCCAAGAAAGAGGAUGGCACAUCUCGACGAAGCUUGAGUUCCAGGAGGAGGACGAGAAAAGCUGGUCGAAGAAAGCGGAAUGUGAGAAAAGUGGUGGAGGCUAAGGACUUGGAGGAGCAAGAUUCAGAACUUGCAAAGACAAAUGUUACCUAUGGUAAGCUUUUUGGUCCGUUUGGAUCACUGGAGGAUAGAAUUCUUGAAUGGAGUCCACAGAAGCGAUCAGGGACCUGUGACAGGAAAUCAGACUUUAAACGCCUUGUUUGGUCAAGGAGAUUCGUCCUGCUUUUCCAUGAGCUGUCAAUGACCGGUGCUCCAAUUUCAAUGAUGGAGCUGGCUUCCGAGCUUUUGAGCUGCGGUGCAACAGUUUAUGCGGUGGUUCUUAGCAGAAGGGGUGGGUUGUUGCAAGAGCUCACAAGGAGAAGGAUCAAAGUGGUUGAAGACAAAGGAGAACUCAGCUUCAAAACUGCCAUGAAAGCAGAUCUUGUCAUUGCAGGAUCAGCAGUUUGUGCUUCUUGGAUAGAUCAAUACAUGGACCACUUUCCAGCUGGUGGAAGUCAAAUCGCUUGGUGGGUGAUGGAGAACCGGAGAGAGUACUUUGAUCGAGCAAAACCUGUGCUUGAACGAGUGAAGCUGCUAAUAUUUUUAUCUGAAGAACAGAGUAAACAGUGGUUAACAUGGUGUGAAGAGGAUCAUGUAAAGCUUAGGUCUCAGCCGGUUAUUGUUCCCCUCUCUGUUAAUGAUGAGUUGGCUUUUGCUGCUGGGAUUUCCUCUUCAUUAAAUACUCCAACGCUAACCCAGGAGAUGAUGAAGGAGAAGAGGCAAAAACUACGUGAAUCAGUCAGAGCGGAGUUUGGUUUGGCAGAUAAGGAUAUGCUUGUGAUGUCUCUUAGCAGCAUAAACCCAGGAAAGGGACAACUUCUUCUCCUUGAGUCUGCGGCCUUGGCACUAGAGAGAGAACAAGAACAGGAACAAGCAGCUAAAAGUAAUCCGUCCAACAUCAAGAAUCUCAAUGGCAUGAGGAAAGAAAAGAUUAGUCUUUCAGUCAAGCAUCGUCUAAGAGGUUCAUCACGGAAGAUGAAAAUCGUCUCUCCUGCUAUCGACAAUCCAUCGGUUCUCUCUGCUACCGGUAAAAGAAAGCUGUUGUUGUCUGGCAACUUAACACAGAAACAAGACCUGAAACUUCUUCUCGGAUCAGUUGGGUCCAAGAGCAACAAAGUUGCAUACGUUAAGGAAAUGUUGAGCUUCAUGUCAAGCAAAGGAAACUUAUCCAACUCGGUUCUGUGGACUCCAGCGACCACUCGUGUUGCCUCGUUAUACUCUGCAGCAGAUGUCUACGUUACAAACUCACAGGGAAUUGGUGAAACAUUCGGGAGAGUGACUAUCGAAGCAAUGGCUUAUGGUCUUCCGGUUCUUGGAACGGACGCAGGAGGAACAAGAGAGAUAGUGGAGCAGAAUGUUACAGGGCUACUUCACCCUGUGGGGAGGCCAGGUAACAAAGUUUUAGCUCAGAAUAUCUUGUUUCUUCUUAGAAACCCAUCCACAAGGCUACAGCUAGGUAGCAGAGGACGUGAAAAGGUUGAGAAGAUGUACAUGAAGCAGCACAUGUACAAGAGAUUUGUGGACGUUCUAGUCAAAUGCAUGAGACCCUAA
This is a messenger RNA of Microthlaspi erraticum, 2061 nucleotides long. Lineage: Eukaryota; Viridiplantae; Streptophyta; Magnoliopsida; Brassicales; Brassicaceae. The record is from the annotation of a GenBank genome assembly.